Molecule: messenger RNA, 686 nt
Organism: Hyaena hyaena (striped hyena)
Lineage: Eukaryota; Metazoa; Chordata; Mammalia; Carnivora; Hyaenidae
Gene: S100A5
Product: S100 calcium binding protein A5
Exons: 3
Coding region: 264-545 (93 amino acids)
Cellular component (GO): nucleus; cytoplasm
Molecular function (GO): calcium ion binding; transition metal ion binding
Source: RefSeq, a predicted model, not a curated record
GAGGCCAGAGGGUGACAGGCUGUGGUGACCACCAGCAAGAAGGCCCAGCCUGAUGAGUGGGCAUGUGCUCAGGAGGGAAGGUGGAGCCUGGAAUGGUGGCCGUCAGAGUUUCUGGAGAAGUGGCUCUGGACAUGGAGGUGUGAUCAGAACCAUCUGGGAUGCUGCUGCAGAGGCCCAGAGGCCCUUCCCUCCCCUGUGGCCCUGGAGUCUCCUGCAGCUGGGGAGAGGCUGAGUUUUUGGGGUGGUAAGAGAGCCACACACUGAUGGAGACACCUCUUGAGAAGGCCCUGACCACUAUGGUCACCACUUUCCACAAAUAUUCGGGGAGAGAAGGCAGCAAACUGACCCUGAGCAGGAGGGAACUAAAGGAGCUGAUCAAGAAGGAGCUGUGUCUUGGAGAGAAGAUGAAGGAGAGCAGCAUUGAUGACCUGAUGAAGAGCCUGGACAAGAACAGUGACCAGGAGAUCGACUUCAAGGAGUACUCAGCACUCCUGAGCACUCUGUGCAUGGCCUACAAUGACUUCUUCCUGGAGGACAGCAUAUGACCGGGCUCCGCCCGCUGCCCCUGGCCUUUGCAGUUCCUCUCACAGACCCUCUCUGGCCCUUGCUCUCUUCUCCGUUUGGGACAGGCCCUGCUUCAGCCUUCCCUUCCAGCAGGGGAAAUAAAGCUGUUUGAUUCCAGGCUG